Messenger RNA from Botrytis byssoidea, 1869 nucleotides. RefSeq lists its product as uncharacterized. The transcript is spliced from 2 exons. The record is from RefSeq and is a predicted model, not a curated record. The coding region runs from base 154 to 1869 and encodes 571 amino acids. Lineage: Eukaryota; Fungi; Ascomycota; Leotiomycetes; Helotiales; Sclerotiniaceae.
UAAUUGAAGUACCGACUUAGUAACCUUUUUCUACCACGUACAAAAGGAUCAUCGGAGAGAAAAUCAUUCAUUGUCGCGACUCGACACCCUCUUCAAUCAUCCAUCUCCCAAAAGAAAAGAUUCAACAAGGUGGGCUUUGUAUCAAAGCAUAUAAUGAGCUUCCCCUUGAGAGAAAUCUGGAGCGAGCUCUUGCGCUCUACCUCAAAUAAUGAAGCUGUCCUGAGAGAACUUCUCGGGGGUCGCCCAGAGAUCGAACGGGCGACAGAUUUGAACUCCAUGUUUAUGAAUUAUAUUUCUAUCAUCUACAAGGUCUUUAACAUAAAGAUAGAAGGUGGACAGAUUGAUCCAAGAGUUAGGCUACCGAGCGACCACGAGUUUAUCGAAAUGCUGAAGUUAUUGGUACGCUAUAUAAACGACAUCACUACUUGGAUUGAGGACCAUGAUCGAACCGGCGCUCCUCGGUCGUCUAUUGGUGGUAAGCAUCAGUAUGACGCAGAUCUAGGGAACAAGCUCACAAAUUGCUCAGAAUUUUACGCAGAGUCAUUGCUCGAAGUAGACGCGCAGUGUCAGAGAUGGUGGGUGUUGGCCGAUAUGACCAUCUUCGAUCCGGCCACCACUCCGUUCAAGAUACUCCCCACGAUGCCGCUUAGUGAUCAAAGUAAUCUGCAGCAAUUCAAUCCAGCUAGCUUCAACCGGUUCAAAGAUGCACAACCUUUGUCAUCCAUGGAAGAUAGCCCCACGGAUAUAAGUACAUUUAAAGCUCCACCGUCGCCAGUAUCAUCACAGAAACAACUUCGAACUCCCUCUACUGCUUCCUCGAGCUUCAGUUACCAACCCGCAACGAUGUCCCUCGACAAAGGUCAGAUAACAGCCGAUUAUACUGAUAAUUGGAAUGAUGGCGAAGAUACGAGCUUCUCCUCGCAUAAUUCACAUGGUGAUAUAGAUCGGCGCUUCCUAUAUAAUGGCAGCGUCAAACCUGGAGGGCUUGCUAUACAGCAGACACCCCUCUUCAUGCCACUCACACCUCGAUUAGAGCAGAACGGAUUCGCACCAUCAACCAACCCGAAUUCAUCGUUUCAUGCACCUUUCAAUAAACAAAGCGGAUUUUAUCAACCGAUGCCUCCGCCUGCUCGAAAGAUUGCUAUACCACGGCUUCAAAAACAAGGAACCUUCGAGCCACUUUUUCCACCAACUGAACAUCCCAAACUUCGUCCUUCUCUGCCUGCUCCACAGACUUCCACUUCUGGACCACUUAGAAAGCGAGGAUACUCAGAAUUUCCGCCGCAAGCUUUGAGUGAAACCCCCAAGAAGCGACGAGCAAUAGCCACCGAGAUGCCACAUCAUGAACCAGGAUACACUGGAACGCAAGAGUUUCCACCUGGCUCUAGACUUUCGCCUGCUAGUUUGAUGCACAGCUCCCCUGGCAGUGCAUCGAGAUUUCCUAGCGAAUUCUAUAAUACCAAUCACUCAGCCUCGACAGCUUUCAGUGCCGUCAAAAGAAACGCGGAAACGCUGCAGACUAAUUUCAAUAGUGUUCCACACAAGGUCGCGAUGGGUUCACAAAUGGAUUGGAGCAGCACAGUUUCAGCCGAAAAUGGCCCAAAAGAGAGAAUCAGAAACAUCGUUACCACACAGCAGGACUGGAAUGACACUGUAUCAGCCGCUUCUGACUCAGAAAAAGGUGCGGCAAAUACAGGUCUUGGAAUUUCAAGUCCAAAAAUCAGUCGCGAUCCGUCAAAAUUACCAGGAACUCCUAUGAUAUGUGCGGAUAUGAGUAUAGGACAUGUACGCCCGGCUACGUUCCAGCAGCCAAAUUAUUUCAGCUCGCCAAUGAACUCACCAACAAAAGGAAUUAAUUCAAGGGAGUAA